UUUUUUUUUUUUUGUGAAUUAGCUUUGCCACUGUGGAUGACAAUAAAACAACGCGUAUUUUAAUGGAAGAAGAGGUUUAUGUAUUUUGAAGGAUAGCCUCAUAAUUCUUUCUAAACUCUAUCUGUGUGGAUAUUAAUACUUGCUGACUUCAAGAUGCUACCUGCGAAAUGGACCGUUUAUCGUGGAGCCCUAUUUAACAACGUUUCUCUCAGAUUAGUAAAAUCCUUGCGCACUUGAGGCUUGCUAUUUUCUUGGAUAAAUAAAUCCACAUAUUGUCUAUUGUUAUUCUUGUUGUUGAGGACAUUGAUUUAAAGAAGAAACAUAUCCAGGCUACUAUGCAAUUACAACUGAUAUCCUUGGUUUUAAUCUGUUUGCACUCUAUGGAAUACAUUGACAGCCAGCCCGCCUCCAGAAUCAGGCGACACAGAAAAGUACAUCCUGGAGUUAGCCAUGGUUGUCAAGGGGGAUGUGCGACGUGUUCCGAUUACAACGGGUGCUUGUCGUGUAAACCAAGGCUGUUUUUCUUCUUGGAGAGGAAUGGGAUGAGGCAGACCGGGGUGUGCCUGUCCUCGUGCCCGAGUGGUUACUACGGGACCAGAUCACCAGACAUUAACAAAUGCACAAAGUGUAAAGCAGACUGUGAUGCCUGCUUCAACAGAAACUUCUGCACAAAAUGUAAAGCUGGAUUUUAUGUACAUAUGGGGAGGUGUCUGGACACCUGUCCUGAUGAGUAUGAGCCCAAGGAACAGCACAUGGAGUGUACAGCUAUUGUGCACUGCGAGGUGGGUGAGUGGAGUCUGUGGAGUCCAUGCUCAAAGAGAGGGAAAACCUGUGGCUUCAAAAGAGGUGAGGAGUCGAGGACUCGAGAGACACUGCGCAUCCCCUCUGCUAGUGGAGACACUUGUCCAGCGACGAAAGAGAAGAGGAAAUGUGUUGUGCAGAGGAGAAGAUGUCGCAAAGGAGAAAGGAAAGAGGGAAGUGAGAGAAAGAGAAGGCCAAUCAAGGAGGAGAACAAAGAGGAGAACCAAGAGAGCAGGCAGGAAGAAAGGGACACUGACAACAAAGAGGAAUCGGAGAACAAAAACAAGACUGAACACAGGAGACGGAAAGCACAGAACAAGCAACACGUCUCUACAGUUGGGAGCACUGCACACUAACAGUCUCGCUGGAUUGUUAAGGCUCAAGAUGCUGCUACCUGUAUAUAGAAAUAUAUAAUGUAUAUAUACAUGGAAAAUACAUUAUGAGCAUGGAAUUAGUGCCAAUGCGGAGGGCAUCAGCAAGAACUGUCUUGAUUCUUUGCCCAGUACGGACCCUAGUAAAAGACUUAGAAUGCUACACACAAUAAGGAUGUGUUCAUUCCACAAAGAGCCUUUCUUUCAAUUUGGUAUUGCAACUGUCAAAUUGGUUUGAAUGUAGGUGUUGUGACAGUAUUUAGAUUUGCUGUGUAGAUGUCUAAUUAUAACUUGAGUAAAUUAAAACUGGGCUUUGUUUUAGACUUUAUUUACACACAGAAAAUGAAAACAAAAAAAUUCAAAUUCUGUGACUGCAUGCUGAUCAGUAAAUCUGACGCA
This is a messenger RNA of Polyodon spathula (Mississippi paddlefish), 1571 nucleotides long. RefSeq names its product R-spondin-3-like. The transcript has 5 exons. Bases 336 to 1157 code for a protein of 273 amino acids. NCBI's taxonomy places the organism in Eukaryota, Metazoa, Chordata, Actinopteri, Acipenseriformes, Polyodontidae. The record is from RefSeq and is a predicted model, not a curated record.